Loa loa (African eye worm) is the source of this 414-nucleotide messenger RNA. RefSeq names its product gastrula zinc finger protein XlCGF8.2DB. The coding region runs from base 1 to 414 and encodes 137 amino acids. The record is from RefSeq and is a predicted model, not a curated record. The transcript has a single exon. Gene Ontology annotation, biological process: regulation of transcription by RNA polymerase II. Gene Ontology annotation, molecular function: DNA-binding transcription factor activity; RNA polymerase II cis-regulatory region sequence-specific DNA binding. Lineage: Eukaryota; Metazoa; Nematoda; Chromadorea; Rhabditida; Onchocercidae.
AUGAAGCCUCACAUAGGUAAGAAGCCGAUCGAAUGCAAAAUAUGCGGAAAAAUUUUUACCACGACAUCGAGUUUGCGUGAACAUAUGAGGAUUCAUAACGGUGAGAAGCCGUUCUCUUGUUCGGAAUGCAAUAUGAGUUUCACUCAAUCAUCGACUCUGCGUGAACAUAUGAGGAUUCAUAAUGGUGAGAAGCCGUUCUCUUGUUCGGAAUGUAAUAUGAGUUUCACCCAGUCAGCGACUCUGUAUAACCAUAUGACGAUUCAUGGCGCUAAAAAACCUCACGCUUGUCCUGUAUGCAGGAGAAAUAUCUCUCAAUCACGUAGUAUGAGAAGGCACAUGAGAAUUCAUGAUAAGCCCAGAUUCAACUCCACUGCAUGCGAUAAAUCUUUCCCGUGGAAAUUCCCUUUGAAAUAA